CUCCUGUUCUUUCUUGCCAGGAAGAAGCCAUGGCUGCUCCUGAAGAUCUCCAUGAUGAACUGACUUGUCCCAUUUGCCUGGACUAUUUUGAGGACCCCGUCACCUUGGCAGAAUGCGGGCACAAUUUCUGCCGUUCCUGUCUGACCCAAUGCCAUAGAAGAAGAAGAAGAAAAGGUGCUUGUCCUCAAUGCAGAAAACUCUUUCAGAUAGAGAACCUCAUUACAAACUGGCAUCUGAAGAAUGUGGUGGAGAUUGCCAUGAAAAUGCAAGAAGGGAGAGGGAAGGAAGGAGGAGUCCGUGUCUGCAAGAAGCACCAGGAGCCCCUGAAGCUGUUCUGCAAAGAGGAUGAAGUCCUCAUCUGUGUGGUAUGUGACAGAGCCAAGGCGCACAAGAACCACGAGGUCGUUCCUCUGGAAGAGGCUCCCCAGGACUACAAGGAAAAGAUUGCAAGCUAUCUGAAGAGUCUGAAGAAAUUGCAAGAGGAAAUGUGUGCAUUUAAAACACAGACAGACACAGAAAGCCAAGUCCUGCUUAAGCAAAUAAAGACAAGUAGAGAAAAGACUCUAGUUGCAUUCAAACAGCUGCACCAGUUUUUGGAAGAACAAGAGAAGCUUCUGCUCUCUCAGAUGGAAGAAGUGGAAAAGGAGAUUGAAAGCAAAAGGGACGAGCAUAUGGCCAACUUGUCAGAGGAACUCUCUGGUCUUGAAAAUAGCAUCAGGGAGAUGGAGUUGAAGUGUCUUCAGCCAGCAAGUGAAUUUCUGCAGGAUAUUAAAACCACACUGCAAAGGUGUGAAGCAAGAAAGGAGUUCAGGAAACCUGUUAUUUUUCCUCUUGAGCUGAAGUGGAAGAUCUGUGACUAUGGAGAUAAAGUUCUGUGUCUGGAACGUAUCAUGAAGCAAAUCAGAGUCAAGCUAAUACUUGGAUUUCCACUGCAGAAAGCAAAUGUAACUCUGGAUCCAGACACAGCUUAUCCUAAACUCAUCCUGUCUGAGGACCGUAAAAAUGUAACAUAUGGAGACAUAUAUCAAAACCUUCCUGACAAUGUGGAGAGGUUUAACAAACUUGCUGCUGUCCUAGGACGUCAAGGAUUUACAUCAGGCAGACAUUUCUGGGAAAUCUGUGUGGGAGAGGAGGAUGAGUGGCUGGCAGGUGUUGCCAAAAAGUCUAUGAAGAGAAAGGGUGACAUUGCCUAUGGGCCUGAGGGGGGAAUCUGGGCUAUUGGGAAGUGGGGUGGUGCAUACAGAGUUACUAACAGUCCUCAUUACUCAACUGUGUCUCUGAACAGUGAGCUCAAAAGAAUCCGAGUGUCUCUGAACUAUGCUGGAGGUCAAGUGGCCUUUUAUGAUGCUGAUACAGGAGCCCAUCUCUAUUCAUUCUCUGUGGCUUCAUUCACAGGAGAGACACUUCUUCCUUUUUUUAAUGUGUACAAAAAAGGCUGUGUGAGCAUUUCUCAUUAAUGUAGGUAAACAAGUUGUCCACAAAUCCUGGAAGAUUACGAAAUGGAUUAAUUCUAUGGAUUUAUCUCCUGUAAAGGGCAGAAGUAGUGCUUUAGUGCAGUGGUUCCCAAACUGUGUUCUGUGGAAUCCUAGGAUGCCGCAAAAGCAUAGUAGGGCCUCCACAAAAAAAUCUUAAAAAUCAAAUUUAGAAAAGAUUUUAAAAU
Molecule: messenger RNA, 1660 nt
Organism: Anolis carolinensis (green anole)
Lineage: Eukaryota; Metazoa; Chordata; Lepidosauria; Squamata; Anolidae
Product: zinc finger protein RFP-like
Exons: 7
Coding region: 30-1457 (475 amino acids)
Biological process (GO): innate immune response; protein ubiquitination; regulation of gene expression
Cellular component (GO): cytoplasm
Molecular function (GO): protein binding; zinc ion binding; ubiquitin protein ligase activity
Source: RefSeq, a predicted model, not a curated record